This is a messenger RNA of Sphaeroforma arctica JP610, 2303 nucleotides long. RefSeq lists its product as hypothetical. Bases 228 to 1862 code for a protein of 544 amino acids. The record is from RefSeq and is a predicted model, not a curated record. The transcript has 8 exons. Lineage: Eukaryota; Ichthyosporea; Ichthyophonida.
CUUGUGCAGUCUUCUUUUUAUUUCCUCAAAACACAACCUGCCAAUUAUCACAAACAGAAAGAAGGAACAAACAAUUAUAUAUAGAUUAGGCACCACUGUAUGGAGCCCUUCCUUUUCAUUCAGUAAUUCCUCGUUACGGUCUCAGAUCAGACUCAGAUUUGUCCGACGUGAAUACGUUACUUGACCGUGAAUACAUUACUUGACUGCCAUAAGCACUCUAAGUUAACAUGACAUCUUCUUUCAUUCUAGAUGAUAAGGAAGAAGCAUUAGCUAGGUCUCGUGAGCGCGCAGCUUCAAAAUGGGCUCUCUUCUUUAUACCGAUUCUAACGACAAUAUGGGCGGUGAUGGUCUACUUUGGAUAUUCGAUGUUUGCGGAAGGUGACGAGGGAUGGAAGAUUGUUCAACUUGGGCAAGCCUAUACCACACUGGCAUUUACUUUGGUGGUUAUCGCUGGGCUUGCAUACACCUGGUACGAACCGGAGAUCGUCGCCCUUCACCACGGCUUCACUAUGUUUUACUUCUUCUUCGCCCUAUGGACAUGCUCGGCUCACAUCGUAUUCGUGGAGGCUCCUAUCGCCCCUGAUCCAGAUGGAACCUGGUUCGAUCAUCUAGGAUUUUCUUGUUACAUCUUCCUGAUGUGCUUUUCGAGUCAGUGUACUCUGAUUGGGAGCUUGUGCCUACGACAGCGCCUCUUCUACUACAUUUUUUACAAGAAUGAGCUGAAUCCUAGUUUCUGGAUAGCGGUACCCGUCUUUCUGGCUAUUUGUAUUACCAUCGCCGUUCCGUUUGUUACGUGCGGCUAUGCAGACUGCAAUCGAUUUGUUCCACGGUCGACACAUUUCCCGCAAAUGUUUGUCAUGGCUUGUGCGUUCUUCUACUAUCUAUACUACACCUAUCACGCGAGUAGGGUGUUUGUAUCGUUCUGGCAGAAUGUCCGGGCUUUCGUCAUCCAUAAUCUGUUACAGAUCGCUUUCUUCGUCGUCUACUUGACGGCCGCCUGUGAUCUGUUUGUAUUGGAGACACUGAUCAGCUUGUACUUUGUGUGGCUGGUCGGAUUGGACAGUUUCACCAUUCCUUUGGUUCGGGCUAUCGCCAGAAAAGCUUUCGGUAUCACUCUCUGGGGAGACAUUGAUUUCCAUGGUGCGCCUCUACGUCUCAUAAAGAACGAGGAUGAACUGGAUGUGGUGAUCGCGAACAAGGGAUACUUUCGACCUGCCUUGCAGGCGUUUGCCGACGGUCGGUAUUGCGGAGAGAAUAUUUCUUUCCUCAGCGAGCUGUACGAUCUCCAAGAGAAGCAGGAUCUGGGCCAUUGGACCACGGAUGAUACAAACCAAUUCCAACGGAUUAUAGUUGAAUACAUUGAUGCUGAUGGUUCCCUAAGUCUGAAUCUGACAGUAUCUGUGAGAGAAGAUUGUCUGAAGAAGCAUGCGGAUGGCGAGGGUAUCAAUAGCACCUUUGAGAAAGUAUUGAAAGCCAUCAAAUUUUUGACCACGUUGAAUUUGUGGAACACUUUUGUCGAUACACCGGAGUAUAAAGAGGCUCUUCGAAAAUCCAACAAAGCCGAGGAGAACAAGGAUAACGUGCAAAACAAUCUCAAGACAGCAGGUCUUCUUCCGGAUCACGAAAGAUUAGCGAAUGGCAAGACCUCGAUUGUCGGAAGUAUAAAUGGGUCCGUAUUCGAUCCUUCCGAUCGAGAUCAAAAGAAGGAUCCGAGCAAAGAGAAACUAAACCGUUGUUUGAGUAGUGCGAGGAAUUUAGAACAGGAUCGGAACGCGACAGCUGUCAGUAUCGGGAGCUCUACUACUCUCCGAGAUUAUGCUGAUGGUGAUAGGUAUUAUUCUGAGGAACCAACUCAAGUUUAGUGUCCGUCUUCAAGAUCUAUAAUAUUGACCAUCCAGACUUUCCGGGAUCGUAGAUCCCUCAAGAGCCCUCUUGCAUUCCGAGUUUCCUCGAAAUUUUACAAACAUACAGUAUAAACCACCGUGCUCUGGCGACUCUUCGCGGCAAGAGCAUUUAGUCGAGACUGGAAGGGUACCGAUCUGGCAUCGGUGAUGUGAAGAAGUGGCUUGUAAACCACGGGUAUAUUCAACAUUCGGAGCACGCUCAUAGAUUUUCGAGCACGUGUGCGAUGGGUAUAUUUGAUAUGGUUUCAUUUUAUUAUCGAUACAUGUUGCAUGCAUGCAUGUCUGGAAUACAAGCGUAUGGCAGGAUCACGAAUAAUUAGUUGGAGUGUUCCUCAUUCGCUACACCGUGGAUCGAAGCUAAGAGUUUUAACGGGCUGGAGUGUUCCUCAUUCGCUACAC